GGUCGGUUCGUCCUUUGUCCCUGACUAGUUCUGCGUUAUGAAUGGAAUUGUGGGAGCCAUGUUUAGUAAAGACUUUAUGGAUGAACUUCUCAAACCUCAGCAGCUAUAUUCCCACCGAACCCUGAAAACAGUGCUAACUCGGAUAGCACACGCCUCCAUCAUGAGGCUGAACCCGGCCAGCAUGGACAGGCUUUACGAGCUGGUGGUCAUGGCAUUCAAAUAUCAAAUCUUCCUUUGUCCAAGGCCUAAAGACCUGCUGCUCAUCACUUACAAUCACAUAGAUACCAUCAGGGAACUUGUAAAAGACACUCCUGUGGUUGUGAACCAAGUGGGCGAGACACACAGGAAGAUCAUCGAGGUAUACUCAUCUUUAUCCGAAGGUGAAUUCCAGCUUCUCAGACAAACGCUGCUCAUAUUUUUUCAAGACAUGCAUGUUCGAGUGUCACUUUUCCUCAAAAUUCAAGUCCAAAAUCCCAACGGACGUUUUGCCCUGUCAACAUCAGGCCCAGUGCCUCAUGGGAUAGAUGUCCCAGGGCUCAUUAGGACGUUUGACGGAAAGGGCAGAGAAGUGAGACGGAGUGAGUUCCCCUCAGGAGGAAGUUACAGCAGCUCUGUGAGAGAGGGGUGCUUUGAACUGCAUGGAGACAGAGUCAUCAGACUGGGCACGGACAUGUACACUGUGAACCAUCCAGAGGAGACACACACACCGAAGCAUACCUUUGUCAAGACGGACAUCACACCUAACCUGCUGGCCAAAGAGGAGUUGAACCUGCUGGCUCGCCUGAUGGGCAGCAUGAAGGCCGAGAAAGAGCCCAAAGCUGAAACUGGCUUUUGGAUAAACCUGUUCACCACAGACCAAGAGGAGGAGGAGGCGGGAGCUUCAGGCCUAGCGGAGGAGCCCUUGUUUGAAGUGAUACAUAUUCAAGCGAUGCAGGAUGAACAGGUAACGACUGAGCUUGCUAGAAUCGCCGGACAGUUUGCAGAAGAAGAGCCGCCUGGAAAUCUGAACAGCAGCAAAGGAGACGACCUGCUGGCCAUGAUGGACGACCUCUGACCUUGAUGUGUAGUUUCAACAAGAUUCAUUUUAACUCUACUUCCCGACUUAUCUAGACAUGUUUGUUUAACACUGAAGUAGAUUAGAGAGUAAUAAUAUAUCAAAUGAUUAGGUAGCAUCUGAUAAAACGUACUUAUAUUUAACUUUAUUUAAAUAACAAGCACAAAAUAUGUUCCAUUGUAAAAUAUAUUUUCUUUAUAAUAAUUAUGUUUUCAAUAAAGCAUU
Molecule: messenger RNA, 1279 nt
Organism: Notothenia coriiceps (black rockcod)
Lineage: Eukaryota; Metazoa; Chordata; Actinopteri; Perciformes; Nototheniidae
Gene: oscp1a
Product: organic solute carrier partner 1a
Exons: 10
Coding region: 38-1054 (338 amino acids)
Biological process (GO): transport
Cellular component (GO): plasma membrane; cytoplasm
Source: RefSeq, a predicted model, not a curated record